Oryzias latipes (Japanese medaka) is the source of this 700-nucleotide messenger RNA. RefSeq names its product fatty acid binding protein 4a (gene fabp4a). Gene Ontology annotation, molecular function: lipid binding. The record is from RefSeq and is a predicted model, not a curated record. NCBI's taxonomy places the organism in Eukaryota, Metazoa, Chordata, Actinopteri, Beloniformes, Adrianichthyidae.
UACUGUUCUGCACACAAACUGACCUAAAAAACUAAUUUAGAAUAAGGAGUUUGUUGGCAUCUUUAUUUUUCCCCUUUCCUUUUGGUCCAUCGAGAAGCAACGGAAAAUGGCUGAAAAGUUUGUUGGAACUUGGAAAAUGAUUUCCAGCGAGAACUUUGACGACUACAUGAAGGCAAUUGGUGUAGGAUUUGCAACUCGGCAGGUGGGAAACCGCACCAAACCCAACCUCGUGGUGAGCAUCGAGGACCAGGGCACCAUCUCCAUGAAGUCCCAGAGCACCUUCAAAACCACCGAGGUCAAGUUCAAGCUCAACGAGCCCUUCGAGGAGACCACCGCGGACGACAGGAAGACCACGACCGUGAUCACGCUGGACAACGGCAAGCUUGUGCAGAAACAGAGCUGGGACGGGAAGGAGACGAGUAUUGAGAGGGAGAUCUCUGAUGGAAAAUUGAUAGCGAAAUGCAUUAUGGGAGAUGUGGUGGCGGUGAGGACGUAUGUCAAGGAGGCAUGAAGACACUCACUCUGACUGGAGGAUGACGGGCUCAGUUCAAUGAGCGAGAUGCCAAACUGAGGAAUGUUUUACUCUGAAAGUAUUCCUUUGUUACCAAAGUCAGGAUUUUGUGCCUCUGUUAAACAUGUCCUGUUCAGCUGCACUUGAAAUUAUUGUGAAUAAAAAGCAUGAUUUUUCUCUCUGGAAAAA